AUGACCUCAUACCACGAGCCAUCAGCAUUCAAAAGCAUUUAUUCGCACGGCGCCAAUAUUCCGUCGACAUUUGAAGUCUCACCAUACACGUCAGCAUUCCACUUGCCUGUUAUUCAUCCGGCACUGCUAUCAAAUUCUCAUUUAUUGCAUUUAAGUACCUACAACCCAUCCCCUUAUGAUCCAACCGAUCGUCUAUUCGAACAAAACAACAAUAGCGAUAAAGCGGAAUCAUCAUGCUCAUCUCGUGACAGCAUCCAUGAUUCAUCCUCACCAAACUCGACUGGUGGAAGUAGCCGUGAUAAUGUGAUUGUUCGGAACGAAACGAAAAGAAAGAAGGAUCAAGUCAAGGAUGAAGCCUAUUGGGAGAGAAGGCGAAAGAACAAUGAUGCGGCAAAACGGAGUCGAGAUCAGAGAAGACAAAAGGAGGAUGAAAUGGCUUCGCGUGCUGCCACAUUGGAAAGUGAGAACAUGCGUUUGAGAAAUGAGCUCAACCAACUGAGAGCUGAAACUGAUCAUCUGAAAUCGCUAAUUUUGGCACCGUCAACCUCAAUAACCAUGCCAAUACCUAUGCAUCCGACGACCACCUUACUGACCGCAAAAGCGCACUCAGUGAUCACGACGAGUCAAGUUUUCGCCCCAUUGUCGCCUGUUCAAAUUCCUGAAACGUCACCUCCAAUUGUGCGUAGCACAGAAAUUAUGUCUGACACUCCAAACGCAGCUGCUCCAGUUGUCGAACUAUCGAAAGAAGAGAACAUGGACACUUCGACCAACGAUGCUGUUGAGCCGCCGAAACCAGCUCAAGAUAUUGAAAAUGUUGCCCCAAAUGAUGCUGCUACUCCAGCUGCCGCUGCACCGGCUCCAGCUGCUGCUCCGGCUCCCGCUGCUCCAGCCACUCCAGCUCAGCCACAGGCAAACGCUAAUGCUCGCGCCUUGAGUUCGGUUCCGACGAGACAGUACCUGGAUCAGACAGUUGUCCCAAUUUUGCUUCAGGCUCUCGGAGCUCUCGCCAAAGAGCGUCCAGAGAAUCCGAUAGAUUUUCUCGCCAACUUCUUGCUCCGCGAAAAGGACCGCUAUCAGACUUCAGAUCAGGCUUAA
Messenger RNA from Caenorhabditis bovis, 1095 nucleotides. The record is from the annotation of a GenBank genome assembly. Lineage: Eukaryota; Metazoa; Nematoda; Chromadorea; Rhabditida; Rhabditidae.